AAUCUUCGCGCGGGCAUGUAGGCCACCUGUCUCAACCCUGUCCGCAUCUCCAGACCAAAUGUCCAUCGUGUAUUUACGUGUAUCAGGCGAAUUCCAUCACCUUCCAUCAUAGAGCAAAGACACAAGAAUGGCGACCAAGGAGACUACAGUUUUCAUCACGGGCGCCAACCGAGGCAUUGGUCGAGCCCUUGCUGAGGCGUACUUGUCGAGACCAAACCACGUGGUCAUUGGCAGCGUUCGCAACCCGGACACCACCACGCUCAGAGACUAUGUUCCCGCCCCCGGCAGCAAGCUCCUUUUGGUCAAGAUCGAGGCCACCUCGCUCUCGGACCCUGCCGAGGCCGUUAAGCAGCUCGGGACUGAGGGCAUCACGUCUCUCGACAUUGUCAUUGCCAACGCGGGCAUCAACCCCGUCAGCGCCUUCGCCCCCGUGGCCAAUAUCCAGCCCGAGGACUUCCGCCGCCUCUUCGAGGUCAACGCGCUGUCCUUUGUAACCCUCUUCGGGGCCCUUCACCCCUUGCUCCUCGCGGCCCUGCCGUCGCCGCCGAAGUUGCUCGCAAUCACGUCCAACGCCAGCCAGUUGGGCGACGUGCUGCCCUUGCCGGUGGCGAGCUACGGGGCAAGCAAGGCGGUGCUCAACUACCUCGUCCGCCACAUCCACGUCGAGAACCCGUGGCUGACGGCGUGGAUCAUGAACCCUGGCUUUGUGCAAACAGACACUGGGUACGAGGCGGCCAGGGCAGCGGGCAUGGAGACGCCGCCUCAUACGCUGGCCCAGAGCACGGAUGGUUUGCUGCAGAAGCUGGACAGUGCCACGCGGCAGGCGACCUCGGGCAAUUUCUACAACUUUGACGGCACGGAGUUAUCGUACUGAUCAGUGGAAUCUUCCACUGUGGAGGCUUGUUGCGUACCAGGGAGGACAGAGGGCAGCCCGCAGCCUUGCAACCCUAAGAUUGCAGCCCUAGAACUGCCUGAGAAUGUUUCAGAAGCCGUCUGUAGGGACGAUUAGGGUUGGCGUUACUGUGAUGAAGACAGAAUGUGGGCAAUCAAAUGAAUGGACGAUUGCCUUUUCUCCAAGA
This is a messenger RNA of Diaporthe batatas, 1079 nucleotides long. RefSeq lists its product as uncharacterized. The record is from RefSeq and is a predicted model, not a curated record. The transcript is spliced from 2 exons. Bases 128 to 874 code for a protein of 248 amino acids. NCBI's taxonomy places the organism in Eukaryota, Fungi, Ascomycota, Sordariomycetes, Diaporthales, Diaporthaceae.